Messenger RNA from Suricata suricatta (meerkat), 1766 nucleotides. It is a transcript of the gene MMP24OS, whose product is annotated as MMP24 opposite strand. The record is from RefSeq and is a predicted model, not a curated record. Lineage: Eukaryota; Metazoa; Chordata; Mammalia; Carnivora; Herpestidae. The coding region runs from base 115 to 282 and encodes 55 amino acids. The transcript is spliced from 2 exons.
CUGUGCGCGGUGAGGUCAUGACGCUGGCCCCUCCCAGCGCCGCUACGGAGGCCUGCGGUGUGCAGACUCCGGCACUAGGAUCUUGGGGACCCACGGCUCAGGCGGCGAGAGACCAUGGGUGCUCGGCUGAGCGGCGGCCAGGGCGUCCCGGAGCCCGUGCAGCCGCAGCCCCAACCCCAACCCGGGGCGCCCGAGGCCCCAGAGCGGCCCCAGCCUGAACCCAGUCCCUGGGGGCCACUGGACGAUGUGCGCUUCCUCAUCGCCUGCACCUCCUGGUACUGACUCGACAUCCUCCGCAGUUACUGCCGGCUGCCAACAUCGUUAUGCUCUUAUGUUCCUCUCUUGUCGUCUCUUUCUCCCACCCCGGCGCCCAGGACGGGCUCGGAGAGUCGAGGAGGUCACGGAGGACUGGAAGGAGGUCUGGGCGUGGCCGCCUCCGCAGCCUUGUCGUGGGGCACCUCUAGCUGCCCCUGAAUUUGUUCGCUUCCUAGCCUGCUUAAACCUUCGUGCUCACCCCCACCCUACAACUUCUUCAGCCGUCUCGGCUCUUGGGCAGCCCUCCUUGGCACUGGCUUCCAGAACCAGGCCAGGACUCUUGGUAAGACCCCAAGACUGCUGACCUGACUUCCUCUCGUCUGUCCCUUAUUGCUGAGAACCAGGCUUUUGCUUUCGUCCCUGGUUAUGGCACCACUUGCCUUGGCUUCAGAGAAGACCUUGCCACAGUGACCCUACCUAGAGCUUUCAAAAAGUGAGAGCACCAACCUGAGGAGUGGAGAGGGAGCGGGAAGGGGAGAAGGGAGGCCAGGAGAAGAUGAAUAAAAGAGACACUUCUGACCUCAUCCUAGCAGGGGCUUGUUCUGCCAUCCUGGAUCCCAGUGAGGCAUUAUCAGGCUGUGUUCUAGGAACCUCAGUAACACUGGGCAUCUGGGGCCAGCCUUUUGGAGAGAGGGGACAUCUGACUGCUGGGAAGAUGAGAUGUGUAGAUGAGAUGUGUGGGUAGAUGAGAUAUAUGGGACAUUUCCCAGACACCCCCAAAGCACCCUGUUCCCCUUCUCCCAGAAGCUUCUUCAGGCCACUCCCAGAACCUGAUCCUUGUACCUAUAUCCCAAGAAAACAUCACACUCUGUCUUUUUCUUUUAUUUAGAAAUGAUUUAAAAAACAUUAUACAAAGGCUGAUCAGUUUAAAAUGUGACCGACACUGAAAUGCUGUGAUAUUCCCCAGGCCGAGGGGAAGCUGGGCUCUGGGGUCCCCAGUGCUGUGCCCUUCUGUCUGUCUGCCCUGUCCUGGAGUGAUGGGCAAACAGAUGACCACAAGACAGGAGAAUCGGAGAUUGGAAGCCUCCAGGCUGAGCCCUCUCUGGGCCUGGCCCUGCAUCCCUCACAUCUGCAGCCUGAGCUGCCUGCCUCCAUCUCCUGCUCUUUCUCAGCUGGCCUCGGUAGUACCAGGAGCCAGUGGGGAGCCUGGGGAGCCUAGAGCUUUCAAAAAAUGAGAGCACCAACCUGAGGAGUGGAGAGGGAGCGGGAAGGGGAGAAGGGAGGCCAGGAAAAGAUGAAUAAAAGAGACACUUCUGAUCUCAUCUUGGACCCUAGAGGAGUCCAUAGGUGGGUACCCGAGGCCCAGCCAGCCCACCUGAUGGCCUGGGCGAGAAACAACCUCUCUGUGCUUCAUUUGAGGGCACGGUGAGAGUUAACCCUAGGCUUCCCAGGGCCUACACGAGUUGCAUGUGAGUGGACAGGUAUGAGCUAAUAAAGUGCUUUGCAAAGUA